This is a messenger RNA of Colletotrichum scovillei, 2758 nucleotides long. RefSeq lists its product as uncharacterized. The coding region runs from base 391 to 2640 and encodes 749 amino acids. The transcript has a single exon. The record is from RefSeq and is a predicted model, not a curated record. NCBI's taxonomy places the organism in Eukaryota, Fungi, Ascomycota, Sordariomycetes, Glomerellales, Glomerellaceae.
GUAACUUUGAGCGGGCAAACAGGCACUGGCGGAGAAAGACAAGGAGGACGGCCGAUGGAUGAGGAGGAGGCGGCGGCAAGCAACGGCGGCGGCGGCGGCGGCAGCGGGAGAAGCAAAGUUGGGGAAGCUGGGCUGUCGGGGAAAACGCCUCGACCUGCGUAAGCUGUGCUUGGGGGAGCUGUGCCUCCAUGGCUUGCCGAUGUGGUACGGUACGUCCCCCUUCGCAGUGAGGGGACAGCUUUGUGUUUGUCCUUUUCACUCAACACCUCCCCUCACGCGAGCAAAACGGUAGUCCAGCCACAUCUUUGAAGAAACACCACUUCCGCUUGGCCGUGCCAUUGGCUUCGAAGCACAAGACAUGAUUCGAUACAGACCUCGCAGCCUUUCAUCAUGAUAGCAGCUAUAGAGACCAAUGGCCUUCGACAGCUGCUGCGGCAUCGAGGACCCCCUCGCGGCACGCCCUCGAAAAUCUUGGCUGCCCGAUUACGAAGAUGCUACGGGCAUCUGCCCCCUUUUCCCAUAUCAACAGCACCCGCCAGAACCCUGAUUCCACGAAAUGGGCUGGACAUCUCAACGAGAUGCAUGUCCCAGUCGCAUAAGCUCAGCUUCGACACCUCGGCCCCUGCGAUCGAGUCGCGCUCAGAUCAAUCUGCCGACGCGCAUCUCGCGGAUUUGCUACGGGCGGUUCAAUCACAGGAUACAACUCAAAUAGCGAAGAGUGUCAAAGGUCUAGCAUGUCACCCACGGGCCAUUGAGGCGGCGGACGCGUUGAAAAGGCUGUCACCGACUACAUUUUCGGAAAUCGUGCGCUCCCUGGACCCCUCUCGCGUCGGCCCUGGCAGCAAUGCGACCCACGGCCUGCAUAUCGAGAAUGGACUUGGCCAGUACAGCUCUCUUGCCUCGGUCGCCGAUCGAUUUGGUGUUCCCAAGAUCUACAAAAGCACCUUUCAGUCAUUGCGUACGCUGUUCGGUCUACGAUCCUACCAUGGUAACGAGCCUUCUCGGCUUGACUACGUCGUUCUCUUAAGAUGCGCCGGUGCUGCAUCCGAUGUCCAGGCUGCCAAGGAAAUUUGGGAUGUGACGAAGGGGGAGGAAGAUAGCCACCACAGGAAUGGCCAGGACUAUACCGAAUACUUUAAGACUCGAUUUCUCACAGACCCAGCCUACUCCCACAACGAUAAAGCUAGGCUGCGAGUGCGACUCCGUGAUUUACAUGGCCGGAGGAAGAACAUUAAAGACACCCGGAUCUUGUGGCCCCUCGAGAGACUGAGACUUAGUCUUGUUGCCAAUAGGAGGUUCACCUACGGCCGUGCUAGUUGGGAACCCACUCACGACUUACAUCGCCUACUCAGCUUGCCCGCCCCUGUCGGACGACUGAAUGCAUUCAUCCGCAAAAAGCACAAAGUGGUGGACGAAGAGUACUACUGCGCGUACCUAGUAGCCUGCGCACGCGCUGGCUCAGUCAGGGAGAUGACUCGAAUUCUUUAUAAAGUAUGGGGCAUCCUCAUCACCGACAGAGAUCAUCGAGCAGCAACGAUCGUCAAGGCCAACAGGGCAGACAGCAACAGGCGAACACCGACGCCAACACAGCCUUUGAUCAACGCCAUUGUGCAGUCUUUCGGUUGCACUGGUCAUGUCAUUCUAGCCAGAAAACUAAUCGAGUUUAUCUCUGCAGAAUGGGGCAUCCCCAUACCGCCAGAUACCUGGUCGUCGCUCCUGGAGUGGACCUACCUGAUAUCUUCUAAACCGGUCACCCGAGAGUACAAGACUAUUGGCGACAAAAACAGGGUCGUUCGGUCUCACGACGUGUUGGCUUUAUGGGACGCCAUGACGGCCAAUCCCCACCUGGGAAAGCCCGGCUUCCGUGAACUUGAUAUUUACGCUAGGUCGCUGGUUGCUUCUGGCAAGCUGGAUGAGGCUUGGGACUCCAUCAGACAUACAUGCGCCGGGUACGACUCACUAUGCAAGGAUGUCGAGGCAGCUCUGUUUGAGACCCUUUUCCCAUCGCCACCGCCAGCUUCGAUUUCUCGUCACCAUCGGCUAAAAGCACAGCAACACAUGUCAUGGUACUCCAUCCAACGCUCGUGCCAGCAAUGGUUGCGGCAGGCCAGCGUACGCUUACGCCGCGAGCCCGCGCUGGGAUCCCAGAUUAUCCCAGACUUUGUCAACGAUUUUCGCCGUUUUCUCCCUGAUCCAAUAACGUACUCGACGUAUGGAGGGACUGUCAGGAUCCUGAAUCAAGACAUCGCCGCGCCCAAAACCAAAUGGGUGAAGCAGAUUGUUCGCUCCGAGCCAACUCGGAGACUGGCUCCCGAUCCAAGCCGGCCAAAGGUUUCUAAACCAGACGGGGCUGCGGAGGAUGCGGAAGCUGUACCCAUUGUCACCGAGGCGGGCGACCCAGUGUAUGAGAGCAUGACGAUUACCCUCAGACGAUCAACCCGAAGAAUGGUCCGCCAACGAAGGGAGGUCAGAUUUGGAGAGCAGGAGAAUCGUCUACGAUUUGAGCUUGGCAAGCCGGCAAGUAAGGGGGUUGUGAAUGAAGGAGAAGCGAUUAGCCCGGUCGAAGGUCUGAACUCGCAAAGGUUACCACAGACCGGUCCCCUGUUCCGAAAGGAGGUCUUGAAGGCCUUGGUGUGGUAGAUGGCAGAAGGCGAUACAUUUUGGCAAGAGGAAUCUGGCAGACAUGUCGAGAGGACCCUGUCUGUUAGAUGGACUCCAGUAAACAAUUCAAUGAAUAGAAAUACCAAUGUCAUGGAGA